Phaeodactylum tricornutum CCAP 1055/1 is the source of this 1565-nucleotide messenger RNA. RefSeq lists its product with no specific name. Gene Ontology annotation, molecular function: FAD binding; oxidoreductase activity, acting on the CH-CH group of donors, NAD or NADP as acceptor. Gene Ontology annotation, biological process: photosynthesis; chlorophyll biosynthetic process. The record is from RefSeq and is a predicted model, not a curated record. Bases 74 to 1465 code for a protein of 463 amino acids. Lineage: Eukaryota; Bacillariophyta; Bacillariophyceae; Surirellales; Neidiaceae. The transcript has 2 exons.
CGCCGAUAGACGCCGACGAGGAACCGAUCUUCUUUUUCCACACCAAAAACGGACCAUACCCCGCGAUAUCAAGAUGAAGUUCACCCUUGCUCUUACCACCUUGACCUCGGUCUCAGCAUUCACGGCUUCUUCCUUUGUCGGACAGAACCUCGCCUCCGUUCCAGUCUCCAAGUCUGCCUUGGACAUGAAGUACAAGGUUGCCGUCGUCGGGGGAGGACCGGCCGGUGCCUGCGCUGCCGAGAUCUUUGCCCAAGAAAAGGGAAUCGAUACGGUUCUUUUUGAGCGCAAGCUCGAUAAUGCCAAGCCCUGCGGUGGCGCCAUCCCCCUCUGUAUGGUCGGCGAAUUUGAUCUUCCCGAGAGCGUCGUUGACCGUAAGGUCCGUCGCAUGAAUCUUAUCUCCCCCAAGGGUGUUGAAGUUGAUAUUGGUGAGACCUUGAAACCUGAUGAGUACAUUGGUAUGACUCGUCGUGAAAUCCUUGACGGAUACCUCCGCGACCGCGCCAUCGACUACGGUGCCGAAAUUGUCAAUGGCUUGGUCACCAGCAUCGACAUCCCUGCCGACCACAAGGUAUCGGAGAACCAAUACACCAUCAACUACCAAGCCUACGAGGAAGGAUCCAGUGCCGGAACACCCAAGAACAUGAAAGUUGACCUUAUUGUCGGCGCUGACGGUGCCAACUCUCGUGUAGCAAAGGCUAUGGAUGCCGGACAGUACAAUUUUGCCAUUGCCUUCCAAGAGCGUAUCAAGAUUCCGGAUGACAAAAUGAAGUUUUACGAAGAAAUGGCGGAGAUGUAUGUUGGUGACGACGUGUCUCCCGAUUUCUACGGAUGGGUGUUCCCCAAGUACGACCACGUCGGUGUUGGAACUGGAACCGUUGUCAACCGCCCCGCCAUCAAGCAAUACCAGAAGGCCAUCCGCGACCGAGCGGGCGACAAGAUCGCCGGAGGGAAAAUCAUCAAGGUAGAGGCUCACCCCAUUCCGGAACAUUACCGCCCCCGCCGUGUUCAGGGACGUAUCGCCUUGGUUGGCGAUGCUGCGGGAUACGUUACCAAGUGCUCCGGAGAAGGGAUCUACUUCGCCGCCAAAUCUGGACGCAUGGCUGCUGAAGAAAUUGUCAAACUCAUGAAGAAUGGAUCGGUGCUUCCUACCCAGGCUGAUAUCGAGCGCACGUACUUGAAGAAGUACGACAACCUCUACGGACCUACGUACACCGUCUUGGACCUCCUGCAAAAGGUCUUCUACGUUAACAAUGGUGCCCGUGAAGCUUUCGUCGAAUUGUGCAACAGCAAGUAUGUGCAACAAGUCACUUUCGACUCUUAUCUGUACAAGAGAGUGCAGGGAAACAACCCCUUGGAUGAUCUCAAGCUCCUCGGAGAGACUAUCGGAUGCUUAAUCAAGGGAUACGCUGACGCUAAACCGGAUGCUGAAUUCUCCAACCCCGUGGAGAGCCAAAAGCGCAUUUAAGUUCAACAGAGGAAAAUACCCUUAUCAAGCAUGCCUUUGUCAAGAAACACUGCGCGUGCUGUAAAAUAGAAUUUUACAUAAACCUCUUUUUGCGUCCGUC